AUGGCCCCAGGAGGUGCUGGAAAUAUUAAGGUGGUGGUGCGGGUACGGCCUUUCAACAGUCGAGAACUCGAACGAAAUGCACAAUGUAUCAUUUCGAUGAAAGGAAACCAGACUGUGCUCACUCCCCCACCUGGCGCAGAAAAUAAAUCAAGUAAAGGCGGGAAGGGUGGUGAAGGGAGCAAGGUCUUCGCCUUUGACCGAUCAUAUUGGUCUUUUGAUAAGAAGGCAUCAAACUUCGCCGACCAAAAUGACCUUUUUGACGAUCUGGGUUCACCACUUUUGGACAAUGCCUUUGGAGGUUACAACAAUUGUAUCUUUGCCUAUGGGCAGACCGGCUCAGGAAAGUCAUACUCCAUGAUGGGUUAUGGCAAGGAAUACGGUGUCAUUCCCCGAAUUUGUCAGUCGAUGUUCGAGCGCAUCACAGCAAUCCAGGAGGACAAGCAUCUGAAGUGCACGGUCGAGGUGUCGUACCUUGAAAUCUACAAUGAGCGCGUUCGAGAUCUGCUCAACCCGUCAAAUAAGGGCAAUCUGAAAGUCCGUGAACAUCCAUCGACUGGACCGUACGUCGAAGAUUUGGCCAAACUUGUCGUAGGGUCAUUUUCAGAAAUUGAAAACCUGAUGGACGAGGGUAACAAAGCCCGAACUGUGGCCGCGACCAACAUGAACGAAACGUCAAGUCGAUCACAUGCUGUUUUCACGUUGACACUGACACAAAAGCGACACGAUAGCGAGACCUCAAUGGACACCGAGAAGGUAUCAAAAAUCAGUUUGGUUGAUUUGGCAGGUUCAGAAAGAGCAAACUCAACUGGAGCCACAGGUGCACGAUUGAAGGAGGGAGCAGAGAUCAACCGCUCACUUUCAACACUUGGUCGUGUCAUUGCCGCACUUGCUGAUGUCUCAGCUGGCAAGACCGCGGCAGGCAAGAAGAAAAACGCGUCCAUGGUACCAUAUCGUGAUUCAAUCUUGACAUGGUUGCUGAAAGAUUCCCUGGGUGGUAAUUCCAUGACUUCUAUGAUUGCAGCAAUCUCUCCUGCAGACAUUAAUUGGGAAGAAACCCUCGGUACUCUUCGAUACGCUGAUUCAGCCAAACGAAUCAAGAACCACGCCGUUGUGAACGAAGAUCCGAACGCACGUAUGAUCCGUGAGUUAAAGGAAGAACUUGCACAACUCCGGUCUAAACUCGGAAGCGGAGUAGUUCCUGGGGCUAGCGGUGCUCCAGGUGCUCCCGCCGAGGAGUAUUACCCCCCUGAUACACCGCUAGAGAAACAGAUGGUCUCUAUUCAACAGCCAGACGGCAGUAUCACCAAAGUCAGCAAGGCGGAGAUCGUCGAACAGCUGAACCAGAGUGAGAAACUUUACAAAGAUCUCAACCAGACUUGGGAAGAGAAGAUGCUGAAUACUGAACAAAUUCACAAAGAGCGUGAAGCUGCCUUGGAAGAAUUGGGAAUCAACAUUGAGAAAGGCUUUAUUGGAUUGAGCACUCCCAAAAAAAUGCCCCAUUUGGUCAAUCUGAGCGACGAUCCUCUUUUGGCGGAAUGCUUGGUCUACAACAUCAAACCCGGCACAACGACUGUGGGACACAUGGACCAAAGCCAAACUGUCGAAAUUCGCUUGAAUGGGUCCAAAAUUCUUGAGAAACACUGUACCUUUGAGAAUAUAGACAACAUCGUCACAAUUGUUCCCAGCGAAGGAGCUGCUAUCAUGGUGAACGGCCUGCGGGUUAACAAACCCACGCGACUGAGAAGUGGUCACCGAAUCAUUCUUGGUGACUUCCAUAUCUUCCGCUUCAACCACCCCCAAGAAGCCCGAGCCGAACGGGUGGAACAGAGCUUGCUCCGUCAUUCUGUAACUACCAGCCAGCUUGGAUCACCUGCACCCAACAAAACCCAUGAUCGAAAUCUCAGCAAAACCGGCUCUGAAGUGGAUGGCGAUUCCAGCCGGGCUGAGUCGCCCAUGCCCUCACAACGCAGCCGUGAAUCGGAUUGGUUCUUGGCUCGCAGAGAAGCUGUCAGUGCAAUGGUUGGUCCAGACCAAAUCUCACACUUGCCCGACGAUGAACUGGACACUCUCUUAGAAGACGUGCAGAGGGUCCGAGCAGGUCGGCGUGGGCUGCCGGACAACGAGGAUGAUUCCGACUCCAUCAGCUCCUUCCCGAUUCGGGAUAAGUACAUGUCCAACGGGACCAUCGACAACUUUUCCCUCGAUACAGCAAUAACCAUGCCAAGCACGCCUCAGCAAAACGACGAUGAAGACAGUAAUGGUAUCACACCUCUGAAUCAAGUUCGCCAAGAUAUGCAGCGGCAGUUGGAUCGCCGCAAGGAAGAGUUCCAAGAAAAGCUCAAGACAGUGGGGGCUUCGGCUGAUCCAGACUCACCAGAGCUCCGCACAGAGCAGGACCGAAUGGAGGAUGCUUUGCGAGUGGCCAAAGAGGAGUUCGAGGAGCAACUGCGCCAGCAGAAGGAGACUUUCGAGACUCACAUUCGCGACAUGGGCAAGCCGGUGCCGCAAAUAUUCGAGAAUGGUUUCGCUAAAUUGAAUGAGCGUGAAAUUGAGAUUGCGCGCUCAGUGUAUGGCCAUUGGUCUCAACGGAACUAUGUGCGCAUGGCCGAGAAAAUCCUGCAGCAUGCUUCGCUCCUAAAAGAAGCGCAAGUCAUGAGCCAUAUAAUGGACAAGAACGUCGUUUUCCAGUUUGCGAUUGUCGACCACGGGCACAAUAUGGAGUCAUCUUACGACCUCGUGCUCAACGGGAUCUCCGGCGAUGAAGAUAUUCCGCUCGACGAGGCAAAGAAGCCCUGCGUUGGUGUUCGUGUCAUCGACUAUAAGCAGAGCGUCAUCCACCUUUGGUCCAUCGAAAAGCUCCAGCGCCGCGUCCAGGCGAUGCGUCAACUGCACCAAUACAUCGAUCGCCCCGACUAUAUCCAGCACUUCAGACUAGACAACCCAUUUUCCGAACCUUGUUCACCUCAAUAUUCCCUGGUGGGUGAUGCCGACAUUCCCUUGACGGCCGUCUUCGAGACCCGCGUCCAAGACUUUUCUGUUGAGAUCACCUCACCAUACACCCAAAAUGUCGUUGGUAUCAUUCGGCUGUCCCUCGAGCCGUCAUCCGCGCAGGCGCCAUCGUCAACCCUCAAGUUCAAUGUCGUCAUGCGGGACAUGAUCGGAUUUGCAGAAUGGGAAGGCUCUGAUGUCCACGCUCAGUUGUUUGUCCCAGGCAUCUCUGAGGAGGGUGGUGCGACUACCACCCAGAUGAUCAAGGGAUUUGAGGACAGUCCAGUCCGGUUCGAAAGUGUGCACAGCAUGAGUUUGCCGCUAUCCAGUCCACGAACAGCCGCAUUGAAGGUUUGUGUCUAUGCGGGGGUAACCUCUGUUCACCUUGACAAGCUUCUUAGCUGGGAUGACAUGCGAGACUCGGUAGAGCCUCUGCCGCAGAAGCGAACUGCUCCUCGCAUUGCUGAGUCCGAAUUUUAUUCAGAGGAACGACACGAUGUUUUUGCUAGGAUCCAGAUCCUUGAAAUGGCGGAGUCUGGUGAAUACCUCCCCGUGGAGGUUGUCCAGAGCAACAGUCUUGAUGCGGGAACAUCCCAGCUUCAUCAAGGUCUACAGCGCCGUAUCUCGAUCAAUUUGACCUACAGCUCCACAGAGAGUCUUCCAUGGGAUGAUAUCAACAACAUCCGUGUAGGCUCUGUUCGCCUACUGGACCCUUGGGGCAAAAUCCCAGAUCAAGAUUUCCAGACUCCCGAUGUUCCCUUGAAAUUUGUUCAAGAUCCCAUGGUCAAGGACAAUGCCGAUGGAACCUCCAUGGUCACCAUCGUGGGUCAGUGGGACUCAAGUUUACACGGAUCCCUCCUCAUUGACCGAGUGACGGCAGAAAAAUACCGGGUACAGGUGACUGUACGCUGGGACCUAGUCUCUAGCCGCCUUCAGACCCCGGUCGUGUUUGAGGCCGACCAGACCAUCCAGAUUCAAGGUCGCACAUAUGUCCGUCAACAGUCGAUGUUCAAGCAAUUCUGGAACUCGAUUCGGGUUGUACAUUCGACGACCUGCAUGUACUCCCUGGUUAUUCGCCCUAUUUCGGCCAAACGUGCUGCCGAUCUCUGGCGCAUGAAUACACAAAAUGACUAUGUGAAGGGCGAAGAGCUCUUGGAUUCCUGGUCUCCUCGCAAAGUCUCACUGGUACGAGAUUACAUUUCGAAUCGCAAACGACGGCAACGAAUUGCCGAGCUUCAUGCUGCUCGGGGCGCUCUUAGUGCAGGAAGCCUGAUCGCAUCACCCGCUCGUAGUGGAAUGUCAACGCCAUCGCGCGGAACCGCUCUCAACGAGCGCAAAUCCAAACUUCUGCGCAAGUAUUUGGAUCUGUGGUCACUCAAGCAGGAUCCUACCGAGGCGAUCCUCAUUCGAAGCAACACCGAACCCCCUACGGACGGAGCAGCGCACAGAAAAGCCGCAGACACCAAUGGCCUCUCCGACAAGGUUUCACUCAAGCCUCGCUUCAUAGCCACCAUUCAAACCCUCCCCAAAGCUCCCGACGCCUUGAAGACGGGAUACGUGCUUACCCCCGAUGACACCAACAACGUCUGGGUCCGUCGUUUCGUGGAGCUCCGCCGGCCGUAUCUCCACAUCUACUCGGUCCCGGAUGGCGACGAGAUCAACGCCAUCAACCUGCGCAACUCGCGUGUUGACCAUGCGCCGGAUUUUGCAAGACUGCUAGACGGUUCAGGAGCUGGAUCUGAUCGUUCGCUAUCCACUAAGGGACGACCUAAUGUGUUUGCUGUCUAUGGUACACAAAACACGUUCCUCUUCGCCACUCGUACCGAAGCACAAAAGGUGGAGUGGAUCUUGAAAAUAGACGAGAGCUACUUCAACAGCAACAGCCCCAGUGCGACCAUGAGUAGCGGUUGA
Molecule: messenger RNA, 4899 nt
Organism: Penicillium soppii
Lineage: Eukaryota; Fungi; Ascomycota; Eurotiomycetes; Eurotiales; Aspergillaceae
Product: kinesin-3 motor protein uncA
Exons: 2
Coding region: 1-4899 (1632 amino acids)
Biological process (GO): cytoskeleton-dependent intracellular transport; microtubule-based movement
Cellular component (GO): kinesin complex; microtubule
Molecular function (GO): ATP hydrolysis activity; microtubule motor activity; microtubule binding
Source: RefSeq, a predicted model, not a curated record